CCAAUUAUGGGAGUAGAUUCUCUAGAUUAAAAUUAAAGCCUACAUAUAGACUCACCCUUGCUUCAGCUUUCCUCAUCCAGUGAUCUUCAUACCUCUUCAUUCUUCCCAUUCUCUCUUUCGGGUAAUGCUCUAGCUAGAACCUGCUGAAUAAGGCUUCGAAGAUAUAUGGCUUCACCGCAAUGGAUUCUGCUGCUGAGUCUCUUGUUCAUGGUUUCUGGAACAAUCGGAGCUCCCCCUAGGAGGCCUGUAGCGGUCCCAUUCGGGAGAAACUAUAUGCCUACUUGGGCUUUUGAUCACAUUAAGUACUUCAAUGGAGGCUCCGAGAUUCAGCUCCACCUUGACAAAUACACUGGUACUGGUUUCCAGUCAAAAGGAUCUUACUUGUUUGGCCACUUCAGUAUGCAAAUGAAGCUGGUUCCUCGAGAUUCUGCUGGAACUGUUACCGCCUUCUAUUUAUCUUCUCAAAAUUCGGAGCAUGAUGAGAUAGAUUUUGAGUUCCUGGGAAACAGGACCGGCCAGCCAUACAUUUUGCAGACCAAUGUGUUCACUGGAGGAAAAGGAGACAGAGAACAGAGGAUUUAUCUUUGGUUUGAUCCAACCAUAGACUACCACGACUACUCUAUUCUGUGGAACCUGGAUCAGUUAGUAUUCUUCGUGGACAACACGCCAAUCAGAGUGUUUAAAAACUGCAAAGAUUUGGGGGUGAGAUUCCCAUUCAACCAGCCAAUGAAGCUAUACUCGAGCCUCUGGAACGCGGAUGACUGGGCCACCAGGGGUGGGCUCGAAAAGACUGACUGGUCCAAGGCCCCUUUCAUAGCCUCCUACAAGGGCUUCCACAUUGAUGGGUGUGAGGCCUCCGUUGAAGCCAAGUUCUGUGCCACACAGGGCAAGCGGUGGUGGGACCAGAGGGAAUUUCGGGACCUUGAUUCCUACCAGUGGAGGCGGCUCCGCUGGGUCCGCAACAAGUUCACCAUCUACAACUAUUGCACGGACAGGGUGAGAUACCCUACCAUGCCUCCCGAGUGCAGGAGAGACAGGGACGUUUAAUUCGUCAUCAACGGACCGGGAUCUUCUAUAUAUUCCAUACUAUAUAAGAUCGAUCUUCUCCUUCAGCUUCGACUUGUUGGGUUUGUCUUCAUUCAUUUCUUUCUAGCUCCAUUGCUGGGCUUCUGUAUUGAUAUUAAUAUCGGUUACUUUUUAUGUAGUUUUACUUCAAACAUUUAUUAUCAUGAUAAUAGUAAACCUAUACUACCAGUAUAGUAUAUCAUUUAUGUGUAUCCGAUGCACGUCACUGGCAAUUUGAUCAUCAGCAUAUUAAUCUUUUUUCUUA
Theobroma umbraticum is the source of this 1330-nucleotide messenger RNA. Its product is annotated as xyloglucan endotransglucosylase protein 34. Gene Ontology annotation, molecular function: hydrolase activity, hydrolyzing O-glycosyl compounds; xyloglucan:xyloglucosyl transferase activity. The record is from RefSeq and is a predicted model, not a curated record. Gene Ontology annotation, cellular component: cell wall; apoplast. Lineage: Eukaryota; Viridiplantae; Streptophyta; Magnoliopsida; Malvales; Malvaceae. Gene Ontology annotation, biological process: cell wall biogenesis; xyloglucan metabolic process.